GAUGUAUUCUCCUAACAAUGGUGCCAGACACCUGUCAAAUCCGUUCACCGACUCGAGCAACCUCAUCGACCUCGAUGCCGGCAGUCUGAACAUCCAGGAUGCUGACACAAAUCCAUACGACCGUGUUCCAGCGCGAUCUGAGCUGUAUGACCCAUUUCAAGACCAUUUUGUGGUUGAUGAUGAUGCUAGUUUUGAGGUUGACAACACUCACCACAAUGGACCGUACGACGCCAGUGCAGAUACCAGCGCUCGGAGUGGCCCGUUGAUGGGCUCGACACCCGCCCAGAAGAACCGUCUCUUGUCUGGGUUUCGAAAUCCAAAUGCCAAUAAUAACGGAUACGUGGGCAUGGAAAAUCCGUUUGCUGACACUGCUACAGCUGCCAAACCCAAGAUCAACGAUACUCAGGAGGCUUCAGACUUUGACAUUCGUCGUAUCUUCCGCCGGAUGAAAAAUACCGUUACCGGUAAAUCACACAAAAACCUUGAAGAAGACUCUCACGAACACAAGCCACCGAGACAUAUACAUAUCAUGAGCCACAGCGCCAACUCAUCGGCUGGCUACUACGGUAACUACAUUUCCACCACCAAGUACAACUUCGCCACCUUUUUGCCCAAGUUUUUGUUUGAACAGUUCAGCAAGUAUGCUAACUUGUUCUUUCUCUUCACAUCGAUUAUUCAGCAGGUACCCGAUGUUUCACCCACCAACAGGUACACCACCAUAGGAACAUUACUUGUGGUAUUAUUGGUGUCUGCCAUCAAGGAAAUCAUGGAAGAUGUAAAGAGGAAUCGAGCUGAUAACGAGUUGAAUAACACAAAGGUGUUUGUGCUUGAUGCAGCCAAUGGCGACUUUGUUGCCAAAAAGUGGAUCAAAGUGCAAGUCGGUGAUAUCGUCAAGGUGCUCAACGAAGAAUCGUUUCCCGCAGAUUUGUUGCUCUUGAGUUCUUCUGAACCAGAAGGAUUGUGCUACAUUGAGACUGCCAAUUUGGACGGGGAAACCAACUUGAAAAUCAAACAGUCCAGGCCAGAAACUUCAUAUUUGGUCAAUCCUCGAUUUCUUGUCAGCGAUUUGUCGAAGGCAGAAAUCAUAUCCGAACAGCCCAAUUCAUCUUUGUACACUUACGAAGGAAACCUUCAAGGUUUUGGGUCCACUAGGAGUAUCCCUAUGACUCCCGAGCAAUUGCUUUUGAGAGGAGCUACGUUGAGAAACACACAAUGGAUUCAUGGAGUGGUGGUUUUCACGGGCCAUGAGACAAAGUUAAUGAGAAACGCCACGGCCACUCCCAUCAAGAGAACUGACGUCGAGAGAAUCAUCAACAUCCAAAUCAUUGUGUUGUUUUGUCUUUUGAUUGUUUUGUCAUUGAUUUCGUCAGUGGGUAACGUCAUCAAGACACAGGUGAAUCGAAGUUCGCUAAGUUAUAUACACCUCGAGGGAACUAACAUAGCUGCGUUGUUCUUCAAGGACAUUUUGACUUAUUGGAUCUUGUUCUCCAACUUGGUUCCAAUUUCUUUGUUUGUGACGGUAGAGAUCAUCAAAUACUACCAGGCCUACAUGAUCGGUAGUGAUUUGGACAUGUACCAUGAAGAAACAGAUACUCCUACCAAUGUGAGAACAUCGUCACUUGUUGAGGAGCUCGGUCAAAUUGACUACAUUUUCAGUGACAAGACUGGUACUUUGACCAGAAACAUCAUGGAAUUCAAAACCUGUACCAUUGGUGGAAGGUGUUAUAUUGAGGACAUACCUGAAGAUGGUCAUGUUCAAGUUAUAGAUGGAAUUGAGAUCGGUUACCAUACUUUCGAUGAUUUGAAACAAGAUUUGAAUAAUACUUCCAGCCAACAGUCUGCAAUCAUCAACGAGUUUUUCACCCUCUUGAGUGCGUGCCAUACCGUCAUCCCCGAAGUGAACGAAGUGACGGGUGAAAUUAAGUAUCAAGCUGCAUCUCCUGACGAAGGAGCCUUGGUUUCGGGAGCUGCUUCCUUGGGAUAUAAAUUCAUUAUCAGAAGACCAAAAAGCAUCACCAUCGAGAAUACCUUGACGGGUAUCCAACUGGAAUAUGAUUUAUUGAACAUCUGUGAAUUCAAUUCCACCAGAAAGAGAAUGUCUGCCAUCUUCAGAUGUCCUGAUGGUGUGAUUAGACUUUUCUGUAAAGGAGCCGAUACUGUGAUCUUGGAAAGACUUUCUGAUAUUGAAGAACAACCGUUUGUCAAUGCCACAUUGCGCCACAUGGAAGAGUUUGCUGCUGAAGGCUUAAGAACUUUGUGUAUUGCCUCGAAGAUUGUUUCUGAAGACGAAUACCAAGCGUGGUCCGCUAGGUACUACGAGGCUUCUACCUCAUUGGAAGACAGACAAGACAAAUUGGAUGAAGUUGCCGAUUCAAUUGAAGGUGGGUUGUUCCUUUUGGGAGCAACUGCCAUCGAAGACAAGUUACAAGAUGGUGUUCCUGAAACCAUCCAGACAUUACAAACAGCCGGUAUCAAGGUUUGGGUCUUGACCGGGGAUAGACAAGAAACUGCUAUCAACAUUGGUAUGUCAUGUAAGCUUUUAAGUGAAGACAUGAACCUACUUAUCAUCAACGAAGACACAAAGCAAGAAACCCGGAUGAAUUUGCAAGAAAAAUUGGACGCAAUUCUUCAACAUGGCGGAGAUACUGACAAUAAUGCCCUAGACUCUUCUUUGGCACUCAUCAUUGACGGCCAUUCUCUUAAGUUUGCAUUGGAGACAGAUUUAGAGGAUUUGUUCAUUGAAUUGGCUUCUAGAUGUAAGGCAGUUGUAUGUUGUCGUGUUUCCCCAUUGCAAAAAGCUUUGGUGGUCAAGAUGGUGAAGCGUAAGAAAAAAGGAUCAUUACUCUUGGCCAUCGGAGAUGGAGCCAACGACGUUUCCAUGAUUCAAGCGGCCCACGUCGGUGUGGGUAUAAGUGGAAUGGAAGGUAUGCAAGCUGCUAGAAGUGCCGAUAUUUCAAUUGGCCAGUUUAAAUACUUGAAAAAGCUUCUUCUAGUGCAUGGCUCGUGGUCGUAUCAACGUAUAUCCAAUGCUAUCUUAUACUCGUUCUACAAAAACAUGUGUUUGUACAUGACGCAGUUUUGGUACGUGUUUGCCAAUGCUUAUUCGGGCCAAUCGAUUGUGGAAUCAUGGACUUUGACCUUCUAUAACGUUUUCUUCACAGUGUUGCCUCCUUUCGUAUUGGGGGUGUUUGACCAAUUCGUUAAUGCCAGACUACUCGAUAGGUACCCCCAGUUGUACCAAUUGGGACAGAGCCGAAAGUUUUUCAAUGUGACGGUAUUCUGGGGCUGGAUCAUCAACGGCUUCUAUCACUCAGCUGUGAUCUUUGUAUGUCUUUACUUCAUCUACCACCAUGGAGACCAGCUCUCCAGUGGAUUGGUGGUGAACAACUGGUCAUGGGGGACAGCUUUAUUCACCACUUGCACUCUUACAGCCUUAGGUAAGGCAGCACUUGUGGUGACGAUGUGGACCAAAUUCACCUUGGUGGCCAUUCCAGGUUCCUUUGUGUUAUGGCUAGUGUUUUUCCCAGCGUAUGCCACCAUUGCCCCGUUGAUCAAUGUGUCGCAAGAGUAUAGAGGGGUGUUGAAUGCAACAUACCCAUCGUUGACGUUCUGGGCUACUGUGUUUUGUGUACCUGUGUUAUGUCUUCUCCGGGACUUUACCUGGAAGUUUUACAAACGGAGGAAUAACCCUGAAUCGUAUCACUACGUUCAGGAGAUGCAAAAAUACAACAUCCAAGAUCACCGUCCUAGAAUGGAACAGUUCCAAAAGGCUAUCAGAAAAGUCAGACAGGUGCAAAGAAUUAAGAAACAAAGAGGGUUUGCGUUUUCCCAGGUCGACGACCAGAAUCAGGAAAAGAUCAUUCGGUUGUACGAUACCACCAAGAAAAGAGGUGUUUUCGGAGAAUUGCUGGAGAGUACUUGAUAGCUUGUAUAUGAAUAUAACGGUUUGACCCCCGGGCACGA
Messenger RNA from Yamadazyma tenuis ATCC 10573, 3963 nucleotides. The record is from RefSeq and is a predicted model, not a curated record. Lineage: Eukaryota; Fungi; Ascomycota; Pichiomycetes; Serinales; Debaryomycetaceae.